CCUUCUGUGUUAUUGUUUACACCGAGUCUGCGGACUGAAUUUUGGAGGCGUCCACCGCUUGUAUCAAAAGUGCGGCCAAAUAUGUACUCACAUCCUUUACUCAGUCCAUAGAGAAGAGGUAGACAGUAACAGCAGUGGUAAUAUCAGCAACAUGGCCAAGGAGACGAAGGCGGCUGUGCCCAAGGAGGCCCAGGUGAUGAGCGCCAUCCUGAAGGACAUGGGCAUCACUGACUACGAGCCCGGCGUCAUCAACCAGAUGCUGGAAUUCACUUACCGUUAUGUGUCCCAAGUGUUGGAUGAUGCACGGGUGUUUGCCAACUAUGCCAAGAAGAACCGCACCAUAGAGAUGGAUGAUGUCAAACUGGCGGUGCACAUGCAGAUGGAGAAAUCCUUCACCACUCCCCCACCCAGAGAUUUGCUACUGGAGGUGGCUCGGAGCCGCAAUGCCAACCCUCUGCCUCCCAUCAAGGUCAACCAGUAUGGCAUCCGUCUUCCUCCCGACCGCUACUGCCUCUCUGCCUGCAACUAUAGAAUUAAGCCACCACGUAAGAAGACAUCAAGCCUCCCAACACCACUAGGGGGUAACCGCAUCAGUUUGGGUGGAAGUGGUGGUGGCAUGAAGUUGGCCAGUGCCCCCAUCAAACCCACGAUCUCCAUGGUCACCACCAAGACAGGCAACACACAGACAGUCACGCUGGUGCAGAAACCAGCCACCACCAUCACCUCAGGACCUGCCCAGAAGAUUGUCAGUGUCAACCGACCCGUCUUCAAGGUCACACCAGGUACUCCAGGCGGCAGCGCGCCCAAGUUCCAGCUCUCCGCAGGGAACAGCGGUGUCAUGAUGAACGUGACCUCUGGCAUUAAGGUGGACCCUGAUGCACCAACCUCAAAGAGAAAGAGGGAAGAUGACGAGCCUGAUGUUGGACAGUAGAAUUGGGAACUGCUGGAGACUCAACCCCUUGCAGCCUUGGAGGGUAUUUGUAGUGCUGGUGUCAGGUUCUUACAAAUAAAUAGAAUUGAAUUUUUAAAAUUAGUUUUCAUGCCUGUUUACUAUUAAUGUCUUUAUAAUGUCAUGGUAGAAGUCAUUGCAAAUUAGGUCUUUGGAAGGUAACUGUUUAGCAUUUACUCUGAAAGUGUUUUCAAUCCAAAGUUAAAUAAAUAUGAUGAUGAAUGUGUUAUCAGAUGAAUAACGGUUAAGCCUAAUACCGUGCCUUGAUUCUUUCUGUGUUAAAGGGCCUACACCACCUCUGUAUAUGUGUUCUCUGGAAAGGACCUGAAAGAACAUCACUGGGAUGUGUAUAGUAGUCUUUAGUGGAUCUCAGCACAAGAAACUCAAAUAAUACAUCUUAUGCUGCUGCACUUAACUAGUAAUUAUUUGAGGAUAAUAGCACUCUCUCUCUCUCUCUCUCUCUCUCUCUCUCUCUCUCUCUCUCUCUCUCUCUCUCUCUCUCUCUCUCUCUC
Messenger RNA from Portunus trituberculatus (swimming crab), 1461 nucleotides. Its product is annotated as transcription initiation factor TFIID subunit 9-like. Gene Ontology annotation, biological process: DNA-templated transcription initiation; RNA polymerase II preinitiation complex assembly. The record is from RefSeq and is a predicted model, not a curated record. Gene Ontology annotation, cellular component: SAGA complex; transcription factor TFIID complex. The transcript is spliced from 5 exons. NCBI's taxonomy places the organism in Eukaryota, Metazoa, Arthropoda, Malacostraca, Decapoda, Portunidae. Gene Ontology annotation, molecular function: transcription coactivator activity; RNA polymerase II general transcription initiation factor activity; protein heterodimerization activity. The coding region runs from base 152 to 931 and encodes 259 amino acids.